This is a messenger RNA of Closterium sp. Naga37s-1, 3204 nucleotides long. NCBI's taxonomy places the organism in Eukaryota, Viridiplantae, Streptophyta, Zygnematophyceae, Desmidiales, Closteriaceae. The record is from the annotation of a GenBank genome assembly.
AUGGUGAAUGUGUGGGACUACAGCUCGCGGCGGCUGGUGCACUCAGUGGACUCGGGCCACUCAGGCAAUAUUUUCUGUGUGCGCUUCAUGCCUGAGACUGGGGAUGAUGUGCUGGCCUCUGGAGCCGGGGACAACGAGGUGCGAGUGCACAGACUCACUCGCUCCGCCGCUCCUCCCGCCGCCACGUCAUCCUCCCCCACUAGAACUGGUUCGCCCGGCGCCGGCCGGCAUGAUUCGUCUGCAUCCGGCUGUCCGUCUCAUUCAUCAGAGCAGGCAGCAGUGUUCCGGUGCCACAACCGACGGGUCAAGAAGCUUGCGGUGGAGGAGGGCAAUCCGCAUGUGGUGUGGAGUGCGAGCGAGGAUGCGACAUUGCGCCAGCACGACUUGAGAGAGACGUCUGUCUGCCCGCCGCCCACCACACACGCGCGCCCGCACUCGCCUCUCCACCACUCCCUCUAUCACGGCGCCUCAGAAUGUCGCAGCGUGCUGCUUGAUCUUCGGGCAGCUGGAAAAGUUUCACUCGAAGAUCCUCCCCGGGAUUCAUUGGCUCUCAAGUCCUGUGCCAUCAGCCCAACCCGGCCGCACCUACUGAUGGUGGGAGGAAGUGACGCCUUUGCUCGCAUCUACGACCGUCGCAUGCUUCCAUCACCCUCCUCCCUCUCGCGCGCCUCUCCUCGCCCCAAGCCCCCGCCCCCACUGCUCCUCCUCGCCCCCAGCCACCUUUCUGAACCGCAAGGGAGGUCAGGCCUGCAUCUGACCCACGUGGCCUUCUCAGCCAAUGGGGAGGAGGCGUUGUUGAGCUACAGUGGCGAGCACGUGUACUUGUUUGACCUGGACCGAGCAACCCUGCCAUCAAUGAUCUACACGCCUGCUGACGUGGCAGCGUCUCACAGGCUGGCUCCCCUCAAGCCCUCAGACCUUCAUUACAAUCACGCCGCUGGCGCUACCACCACCACCACCAGCAACGGCCGCACUAACGGGUUUCGCCAACCAGACGGCCAGCAGCAACAGCAGCAGCAGCAGCAGCAAGAACAAGAACACAUAAUUCACAGCAACAGCAAGCAUAAGCCUUCCUCUCCUCGCUUGAAACCUCAUGGUCCUAAACCUGUUGCAGCUAAGCCCUCCCAGCCUGCAAGCCUCGGGGAGAAAGAUAAGAACGGCGCUCUUCCGAAGCAGAAUGACAGGUUCGGCAGCGCCAGCAACAGCAGUGUGUGGGAUAGGUACACCAAUGGACGGACCGAGCUGCCUCGGGCAGGAGUGUUUCGGGACCGAGCCGUGGGCCCAGGCUUGGGACCAAGGGACCGGGAAUAUACCAAGCUGCAAGAGUGCGAGCAGCUGCUUGAGGAAGCUUCUGCGAUAGUUCUCGGCCUAGAGGCAGAAUCAGAAGCAGCCCGGCCGGCAGGCGAGGGGGCAGAGGGGCAGAGAGGGGUGUCAGGUGCCGCCCCAGGUGCCGCCCCAGGUGCCGCUUCAGGUGCUGUGUCAGGUGGGGCCGGCAGGAGGGCGUCUAGGGAGAGCACGCGGGCUCAGCAGGUGGCGUCUGGGCGGCGGGCCAGCGUGGCGAUAGACCUGUGCAGUGCGGUGCUGGAGGAGGGGGUCGAUGUGAUUGGUCCAGGUGUGCGGCACGAUGCGCUUUGCACCAGGGCUGCUGCGAUGCUGGAGAGGGGUUGGAAGAACGACGAUUUGAUGGUGCUGCGUGACUGUAAUGAAGCCAGGCAGAUUCUCUCCACGUCCAUCCGCGCCCAUCUCUACAUGGCCCAUGCCUUCUCCCAGCUGGGCCAGCAUCAGGAGGCGGUGGAGUUUGCAGAGCGAGCAGCCAUGUUCGACAGCAACCUCUCCUCAUAUGUCAUGUCCCUACGAGCCAAGAUGGCUGCUGCAGCUGCAGUGGUGGAGGAGGAACGAGUGGGGAGAGAGGGAGUGGGGGCGGAGGGAGCAGGGGCAGUUGGGGUAAGGGGAGCGGGGGCAGGGGAGGCAGGGGAGGGGGGAGUGGGCAGCAUAUUGGAGGGGCCUGUGGAAGGGGUGGAUGAUGAGGGAUUAGAGGCAAGGAGGGAAGAGGCUGGGAAGGAAGAGGAGGAAUUAGCGGCAGAGGGUGGGGAGGGUGAAGAGGAGGAAAAUGAGGAGGAAGAGGAGGAGGAUUUUGAGGUUCGUGUGGACGUGAGACUAGGUCCUGGCGUUGAAGCAGAGGAGAGAGAAGAAGACACAGGAGAUGAGACUGUGGCAGGAGGAGGAGAGGGGGGAGGAGAGGGGAGUGGACAAGGGGCGGCAGGAGGAGAAGCGAGUGGGGGAGCAAGGAGGGUGAGUCUGAAUCUUAGACUAAGGAGGAGCAGGGAGGGGGAGGAGGACCGAGAGGAGGAGGGGGUGCGACGGGAGAAGAGUGCUAGAGGGGCGGGUGGAGAGACGAGGAGAAUGGGGGGAGGGAGUGUGGGUGCGCGGGAAGAGGGCGAGGAGGAGGAAGAGGGGGAGGAGGAGGGGGAGGACGGGGAGGAGGGGGGGGAGGGACAGGUGAAACGGGGAGUGAGGGCAGUGGAUAUGCGACAGCGGUUUGUGGGGCACUGCAACACAGGGACGGAUAUCAAGCAGGCGUCGUUUCUAGGCGACCGGGGGGAGUUUGUGACGAGUGGGAGCGAUGAUGGGCGGUGGUUUGUGUGGGAGAAGCGGACUGGCCGGGUGGUGAAGAUGCUUGCAGGGGACGAGCAUGUGGUGAACUGCAUUCAGUGUCACCCCAUCGACUGCUGUGUGGCCACCAGUGGCAUUGACGACACCAUUAAGGUGAGGCACGCAUUGACAGCACGAGAGCUUGCCAAUGCUGGGCGCUUCUCCUUGCAUCCCGUUCCUUGCAUAUUUCCUCGAAACCCUCUUCCCACAUCCCUCUUCCCACAUCCCUCUUCCCACAUCCCUCUUCCCACAUCCCUCUCCUCGCAUUCCUCUUCCCACAUCCCUCUCCUCGCUCUCUUCCCACAUCCCUCUCCCCACAUCCCCCUCUUCACAUCCCUCUCCUCGCAUCCCUCUCCUCGCAUUUCUGGCAGAGCUGGUAGGCUGUGGACGCCCCACGCACCAUUGGCAUCAAGGGUGGCAGCGUUUGAGCUGAAUGCAUCUGCGGCAUCAAGGGUGGCAGCAGGAGUGGGGGGGCCUGAACCGGCUGACAUGAUUCGAGUGAUGGUGGAGAACCAGCAGCGCAUGCGCCGACCUCGCGAGUUCUUUGCGUGA